GGACAGGCGGGGGGAUGCCCGGGGGUCCCCGUCGGGGGGGUUGGCAGGAGGAAGGCGGCCACUGGCGCGGGAGGGAGGCGGUUGUGUCUUUCUUCUUUAAUUACCCCCCUCGUUUGCGGUGUCUGCUGCGAACUUCCCGUCCCCUCCCUCCGCUUUCAUGAGCCGGAUCCUGGGACCGGGACCUGGCUCCUGUCAAGCAUCGGGGCUGGGGCUCUGCCUCCAAGGGUUAAAAUCACCUGGGCCGGGAGGGUGGAGCUGGGCGGUGGGGAGGAGGGAAGAGCCGGGCGCCGGGCUGGGACCCGGCCAUUCCUGCUCGCCCGGCCCAGUGGGUGCCCGGUCCCUGGGGAGCCGCGCGGGUCCCUCGGGGUCCCCUCGGGAACGAGCGCCCGCGCCACGCCGAUGAGGACGGACCCGCCGGGACCUCCCCACCGCCGCCGCCGCCGCCGUCGUCUGUCUGCGCCUCCGCCCCGCGCCGCUCGGCAAUGCUCACAGCGGUCUGCGGCUCCCUGGGGACUCAGCCCUCGGACGCGCCCCGCGCCUCGCCGAGCCACCUGGACCUGCAGCCGCUGCAGCCCUUCCAGCCCCACGGCACCGGCACCGCCGCGGCGGGGGCCGCCGAAUUCGCCAGUCCGCUGAACCCACCGCCCCCCCCGGAGCUGCCGCUGGUGGGUCCGGACGACGUCGCCUUCGCCAACCCCGGUACCUACGAGCCGCAUGGACCCCCGCGGUUAGAGCUGCCCAGCGACGGCCCCGCGGCCCCCGGUGCCUACACCAAGCUGCUACCGGCCGCUCCUCCGGACAUGGCGCAUCCCUACGAGCCCUGGUUUCGGCCCCCCCAUCCCGGUGCCCCCGGUGAAGAAGGAGGCGUCAACUGGUGGGACCUCCACGCCGGAGCAAGCUGGAUGGAGCUGCCCCCCGGGCAAGGCGGGGGGCUACAGGUGCCGGGGCACCCCGGGUUGCCACCGGCCCUAGGCGGAUACGGUGGUGGGGAGCACCAGCUCUGCGCUCCCCCUGCCCAUCUGUUACCCCCCCCAGCCCAGCAUCUCUUGGGAGCGGAGGGAGCGAAGGCGUUGGAGGGUCCCCCCGAGCCCCGCGGGCCGGAGGUGGAAGGCGGCGGGAGACCCAAGGGUGCCCGUCGUGCGGUGCCGCGGGGCGGGGGGCAGGCUGCGUGCCGCUGCCCCAACUGCCAGGAGGCGGAAAGGGGGGGUCCGUGCCCCGAGGGCGUGAAACGGAAGCACCUACACAACUGCCACAUUCCCGGCUGCGGGAAGGCGUACGCCAAGACGUCCCACCUCAAAGCGCACUUACGGUGGCACAGCGGGGACCGACCCUUCGUCUGCAACUGGCUCUUCUGCGGCAAACGCUUCACCCGCUCCGACGAGCUUCAGCGGCACCUCCAGACCCACACCGGAGCCAAGAAAUUCGCCUGCCCCGUCUGCGGCCGGGUCUUCAUGCGCAGCGAUCACCUGGGCAAGCACAUGAAGACGCACGAUGGGGGCAAAGACGGGGCCGAACCCGAGGUCAAGGGCGCUGGGGACCCGUCGGCCGGCAAGGGAGGCAAGCGGGAGCCCGAGGGGGGGAACGCAGCCCCCACAAACUGAGCCAUUGAGCCCCGGGGGGGACACGGAUGGAGGUGGGGAGGGCCCCGGGUUGGGGGGGGGGGGGGAAGUGUCCCUUUGGGGCUGGUCUCCGAAGGGUUUUAGGGUGCGAUGGGAGGGCGCAGGGCUGGCACCUUGUGCUCCAAGCGGGGGGGACACACACAUACACACAAUGCACGGCGGUGCCGGUUGGGGAGCGCUGGAGCCGGAGCUGCCCCGCGGCAGUUUCACUUGUCCCGCUCCCGCUCUCCCGCCCCGGUUCCCCCCCCCCCGUCCUCCUCCGGUUUCCCAAAUCAUCUCUUUUUCUCCUUUCGGGAGGCUGCUGGCAGGCGGUGGGGCUGUUUGGGAGCAACAUCAAUGGGAGCCGAAGGAGCAGGCGCUGCCUGGGCACGUCCAGCCCAAAGGGGAGGAAGGAGAAAGGGAGAGAGGAGAAACCCGGGAGCCUUUGCUUGGGGAGAGCAGCCACAGUCGUGUCCCCCCCCCGGCGCGCUCCCCAUAUCCCUUUCCAUGAGUGUUACCAUUCCCGGUUCAGCACC
This is a messenger RNA of Pezoporus occidentalis (night parrot), 2134 nucleotides long. It is a transcript of the gene SP6, whose product is annotated as Sp6 transcription factor. The coding region runs from base 483 to 1601 and encodes 372 amino acids. The record is from RefSeq and is a predicted model, not a curated record. Gene Ontology annotation, biological process: regulation of transcription by RNA polymerase II. The transcript is spliced from 2 exons. Lineage: Eukaryota; Metazoa; Chordata; Aves; Psittaciformes; Psittacidae. Gene Ontology annotation, molecular function: DNA-binding transcription factor activity, RNA polymerase II-specific; RNA polymerase II cis-regulatory region sequence-specific DNA binding.